Messenger RNA from Branchiostoma floridae (Florida lancelet), 1039 nucleotides. Its product is annotated as flavin-containing monooxygenase FMO GS-OX-like 2. NCBI's taxonomy places the organism in Eukaryota, Metazoa, Chordata, Leptocardii, Amphioxiformes, Branchiostomatidae. Gene Ontology annotation, molecular function: flavin adenine dinucleotide binding; NADP binding; N,N-dimethylaniline monooxygenase activity. The transcript is spliced from 2 exons. The record is from RefSeq and is a predicted model, not a curated record. Bases 22 to 954 code for a protein of 310 amino acids.
CCUGUCCACGUCCAUGGCACCAUGAAAUGGCAGGUCACGACAUCCAAGGUCACGGCUAAGGAAAGCCCUACAACGGAACAGUUUGAUGCAGUCAUGGUGUGUAAUGGCGGGAGAUAUUCCGUCCCGUUUACUCCGGUCAUCCCCGGUACAGACCAGUUCCAGGGCAGGACCAUGCACAGCCAUGACUUCCGAGUACCAGAACCGUACACUGGGAAAAACGUCGUCAUCAUGGGGGCUUCCACUUCAGGGAUAGACCUAUGUGUUGAGCUGUCUCGGGUCGCCGAACGUGUCGUCAUCAGUCAUUCUAACCCACCUAUCAUGAAAAUAAACAAGCUACCUCCUAACGUUACACAAGCCCCUAGAGUAGAAAGUAUCGUGGGCCCGAACACAGUCAGGUUUCAGGACGGACAAGAGUUCCUCGCAGACAAUAUCGUCUACUGUACAGGUUACAGCCUCAGCUUCCCAUUCCUUACACCCGAAUGUGGCAUCACUAUCAACGAUGGCAGGGCUUACCCACUGUACAAGCAUAUCACUAACACCACCUAUCCUACUAUGUCGUUUGCAGGGCUCACACACCAUGCCCUAACAUUUGCCUUGUUUCAGCUCCAGAUCAAGUUUGCUCUCGGCGUCUUGGAUGGCAGCAUUAGCCUUCCCUCUAAGGCAGCCAUGGAUCAUGAAAUUGACGAAGACUUUAGAUCACGUCUAGAAGCAGGCCUAGCUCCACGCAAGGCCCAUGCUAUAUUCCCUCUGUAUAUGUCAUAUGUCACAGAUUUAGCAAUGGUGACCAGGCAACCUUUCCCUCAGGGUCAAACCGAAAUGUUUAUGGAUGCCUUCGCGCGUCGGUUUUCUGAUCCUCAGCACUUUAGAAAUGCAGAGUACAAGAUAACAGGACCGGAGACAUGGGAGAGGGUUCCCCACCAAAGUAAGGAACAACAGUUGUCGACUGCUAAGUAAAGUACACUACUUGUCAGAACUUUUGAUCGCGAUUCGAUGCUGUGUAAGUACUUCAGCUGCUUCAGCUGAAAGGUUGACUCUCACU